This is a messenger RNA of Anopheles nili, 1178 nucleotides long. RefSeq lists its product as uncharacterized. The record is from RefSeq and is a predicted model, not a curated record. The transcript is spliced from 2 exons. The coding region runs from base 1 to 1164 and encodes 387 amino acids. Lineage: Eukaryota; Metazoa; Arthropoda; Insecta; Diptera; Culicidae. Gene Ontology annotation, cellular component: extracellular region.
AUGCCAUCGACAGUCAGCAUCGGGCUGUUGCCCAUGCUUCUCGUGCUAUCCGCGUGUUUCUACGCUGCCAGCGCCGAUAAAGGAUCGUGCACAUCGGAGAACUGCACCCGAACGAUCUACACGUGGGAAGGUGGCCGUAUCGUGUGGCCAUGUCCGACAACGAAACGGCUCAUAACCAGCACCGGGAAGUACACACCACGUGAUUUGAUCGCGAUGCGCUGCCAGCGUGCGGGGACACAUACGCUGUGUUGUUUCCCGCGCUACAAAAGCAGCAACCCGAUCACGCUGAGUAAGGUGUAUGCCACCAAGAAAGGUUGUGACGUGAAGUUUGAACCGUUCCCGUGCUGGAACGAGCAGGAGGAAGGCAACUGCAAUGCGUUGCAAUCUGCGAUCGAUCUGUAUAGCGAUGGUAACUAUGUGUGGGUGUUGGAUAACGGUGUGACGCAAUCGUUCCGCUCGCCGAUGCAGCGUUGCCCACCAAAGGUCGUCGUGUACGAUAGCAAGACAGGGAAGAAGCUGAAGACGAUCAAUCUGGCACGGUUCGUGACGGACAAGUCGCGGCUACAAUACAUUCAAGUGGAGUGUUUGAAGGGUGGCCGGUGCUACGUAUACGUGAGUGAUCCGGGUAACAACGCCAUCAUCGUGUAUGACGUGUACGCUGGUCGGGGUUACCGCGUGAUCCUUCCGAAGGCCGUCCACAUGGGAUGCCGGUACCGAGAUAUGUUGUACAUCUUCCUGUCCAAACACAAGGAAGGUACGCGACUGUACUUUACCUAUCUUGGAGGACAUCGGCUGUUCGCCAUCAAGACGGAACACCUACGGAAAGGACACGGCGGAAACAUCAUAGACGUUGGCGAGAAACCACACGUACCGGUGUUCCUCGGAACGGAUGGUGGCUGUGGGGUGUUCUUCCGAGAGGAGGGUGAAUCAAACAUCUUCUACUGGAACACCAACACGUGCUACAAGAAGUCUAACUUCAAGCUGGUGUACAAGAGUGUCCUGGGACUGUACGCGACGCACGUGUUCCCCGACCUGAAGCUGAACCGUUUGCUGGUACUGGAGAAUGACUUCCCGAGCUAUGUGAAGGAUCAUGCCGGAUGUGGAACGCUGCACCAGAUCUCCAUCCUGGAUGGCAGCUGCAAAUGCCACGGUGGUUCAUACUGAGCAUCAACGUUUGA